This is a messenger RNA of Rhagoletis zephyria (snowberry fruit fly), 1689 nucleotides long. Its product is annotated as protein rogdi-like. The record is from RefSeq and is a predicted model, not a curated record. Gene Ontology annotation, cellular component: RAVE complex. Lineage: Eukaryota; Metazoa; Arthropoda; Insecta; Diptera; Tephritidae.
CCAAACGUCACCUAUACAUAAACAAUGGAAGACACCGAAGUCGAAGAAAUUAAAAAUCUCCAAAUCGAAUUUGAAUGGGUUAUGCGAGAUGAAGUUCACGCAAUAUUUAGGAAGCUGCGCGAAAUAUUAGUGGAAUGUGCACGUCGAUUUCCGGUGCCAUGCUUUCAUGACAAUGAGGGUAAGCGAACUGAAAAGUUUGUGUUGAUGGCAGCGCAGGAUCAGCUUAAGUGUUCCGUUACUCUCACCGGCGAUAGCAUCACCCAAGCUGACAUUAGUUACAAGCUUAAACGCGCUUCAAGCCAAGUACAACGUACCUCCAUCACGCCUGAUGCACCGUGGAAAUUGCAACAAGUACAAGAUGCAGCAAAUCAUCUACAACAAGCCAUUACUCAUAUUGAUAACGUUGGAGGUAGUUAUGCUUUCAAAUCUCGUGAGGAGGUGCUGCAAAUCAUAGGUGAAUUGAUAGGUGCUCUUCAGCGAGGUCGCACUAGUCUCAUAAUACCAAAGAAGAAAGCAAUCGACGAACUUAUGAAAGGGCGAAAUAUGAAAUCGCUCACACCUAAUCUUCCAGAAGAUCAAGCAAUAUCUUUCUUUUUACAAUGCCAUAAACUCAUAAUAGCGAUUUAUCAAUUGUUAAACGUGCAGGGCAUUAUGAAAAUGGAGGCCACACAGGCUGAGUGCUCUGUGGGUUGGCUCAAUGACGUGCUUGUGUUGUUUACCGUUGGUCUAACUCUAUGCCAACAGCUGAAGGAUAAAAUUAACGCAUUUAAAAUGGACACUUCAAGUUAGUAAUUUUCUUAUCGUCCUCUGUGAAUGUAAGUUUGUGUUAUGUACACACAGCCAAAGUCAACCUAAAUAGUGGGCAGAAACGUCGUAUGUAAGUAACAACGCAGAAACGAACAAGUUUAUUAAGUAUUUCUAACUACAAAUAAUAUAAUAUGAAACUACUAUACAUACAAUGUACUUAAUGAGUACGUUUGAAUGCAUACACAUGCACAUGCGUAUCAUAACUACAUAAAGAACCAAAACGUGAGGGUGUUAUUGCGAAGGUGGUAAAAACAAAAUGUGAUAUCUAGCAUUUAAAAAUAUUCCAUACAUACAUCACCAGCGUAUGGUUGUUCUGAAAAAAAAACAAACGACAAAAAAUUUUAAUAAUGUUCAUAUUAUUUAAAAAAUAUCCAUAAAAUCAAAUUGUGUGGUGUAAAUCAGAAAUUGUACACAUAAAGAACGUGUCAGACGUGGCAAUACUUCCAAUAUUCCACGCAAUUCGCUGUCAAAUUGAGAAAGACACAUUUUAUUUCGAUGUAUGAACAACCAGAAGACCUUGCUGUCACAUUUCGGAAAUCAGUUUCAGAAAUAAAAGUUGCAAGAUGUGACUGCAAUUCAGAGAGCGCAAAUCGAUUUCGUGCUUCGCUAGCAAUCUGCAAUUCGCCUUUCGGGAAAUAAAAAAUCUCUUCCGAAAGACACUUUACAUGCAAGGUGUGACUGCUCACGCAACUGCUUUCUGAAACUUUGCAAUUUGAUAGCCUUUUCGAAAUAUAUUGCAUUGUCACGUCUGAUAGGAUCUUAAGAGCUAGGCUAAAAAUUAAACUGGAGAACAGCACCUGAGCGGAAUUAGCGACUUUUCUUUAGAAUUUAAGUAUUUAUUUCCAUUAAUACCAUGUUCUGACCGACAACGAAAACACUUUG